AUGAGCAACAAAAUUGGGAACGUUGUGGAGAAGUGGACCAUUUAUUAUGAGAAGGGUUCGGGAUUUCGAGUGGAACAGGAAUGUGCUCAUCAUGAUUAUGGAAAAUUGAAUGCUCAUUCUGGUGGUGCUCGAGCAUUAAUGGCAAAAGAGAAAUUAAUCACGCGAGAUGAAUUUAUGCAAAAUAUUUCAAAAUUUAAAUCCGAGACGGAGGCAGCCUAUCAACCCACACAUAAAUUGAAAGGGAAAGAAUUAGAGCUGGAUAAAAAAGACACAGAAUUAGUAAAUAGACAAAUUGAAAUGUUUAACACACGACUCAUGAAAGAAAAAUCAGUCUCUCUUGUUUUUUCUGAGGACAUCAAAUUUCAACCUAAAGUGGAUUGGCCAACCUGCGCAGAAAAUAUACGAUUAAUGUCAAGGAGUAAAAAAUCGUUGGAUUAUGAGGAAAUCAAACGAAACUAUGAACGAAAAUUGGUCGAAUAUGAAAAUACUUUGAAAGAAAUUGAGAUGGAAAAUAUGGAAAAACGAAAAAGAACUCGCUUCUCCAAUUUUGCAAGUAUUACGCGAGAUCGUUUUGAGAAGGCUGAAAAUAUUAGGUUCAACAAAACUAAGAAACCAAAGAAGCUCAAAAAAUCUCAACCAGAGGAAAAUACAGAAACUAACAAGAACACUGAGUACCAAACAAACGACAGUAGUAGUGAUGACGACGAGGAUGAGUAUGCCAAAGAAUUUGCCUCAUGUGUGGUAACCUACGACUCGAUUAUUGAAUUUGCAAAGGAAGCAAAACAACGAGCUGAGAAACGAUAUCUAGAAGAGCUCAAAGAUGGCCUUCCCCUCUACGAUCUAUAG
Molecule: messenger RNA, 846 nt
Organism: Naegleria fowleri
Lineage: Eukaryota; Heterolobosea; Eutetramitea; Acrasida; Naegleriidae
Exons: 1
Coding region: 1-846 (281 amino acids)
Source: RefSeq, a predicted model, not a curated record